AAUCGUUGUCACGACUCAUAUGGGCUUGGGCUUAAAACGAGAAGACGAUCUUGGAACAGCGAAGAAAUGGCUUGCGUUUGCUCCCCUUCCCUCCAUUUUACUGGCCCUUUUCCUUCAUCCCAGAAGACAACCAAAACAAGCCGCUUGAAUCCUCACUGUUCGCAAUCCCUAUCCACCGUCCGGAAUGAGUUCCCCACUAUGGAAGAAAUAGUGAGCUCGUGCAAGCAACAAAACCUUCAGAUGAGACUCCAAACUCUUGGUCCUUUCUUUAGGGUCACGGCGACCAAUAUCGCCACGGGCAACGAGGUGGGGAGAGCAGAGGGUGUUAUCAGGCUGUGGGUGGACGGUACCAUCCUCCACCUUGAUUCCAUCAGGUUGAAGAAGGAGACCUUGGGCAUGAAACGGUCUAUCUUUGGGCUGGGAUUGUUCGUCGGAGCCGUGGCAAUCCGGCACGGAUACGAUCAUGGUUGCCGGAAAGCAGAGUUACUGGCUGUCAAUGAUUCCGACGUUUUUCAUUCGAAGCUUGUCAGAUUCUACAGUAGAAUAGGGUUCAAGUCCGUGUAUGACGUGACUGGUUCAUCAAUGGGGGAUGUUACCCAUAUGUUGGUAUGGGGAGGUAGAGGUACCAGAAUGGAUGCUGAUAUUGAAGAGCUUAUGAUCAAAUGGGGUGCAAAGUUUAAAAACUCUACUUGAUCAACAGGUCUUCCUUUGGUGGAAUCAUGAAGAAGAUUGGCUCCUGACAUUGCUCAAAGUGAGUUCCAUUUGUGGUUUUGUAGUGCACCUCUUAUUUCAAUAUAAUGCAUGCUCUUUUGGGAAUUUCAUUUAUAAUAGCUGACACAAGGCCUUGAAUUGUUUAAUUGAAUUUUCUGAUGUAUCUGUCUUGAAGAUGCUCCAUAUUUUCUAAGUCGUGUCCAUACUGAAUUUGUUGCCAUUUCCACAUAGUUUUCAAGGAAGAACCAAGUUCAGCAUUUUGCUUACUGUUCUAUAACCUUGAUUAUAUUCUAUAUUGGGAGAAUGAAGGGAUCAAGUACGGAACUAAAUUUGCAAAAGAGAAAAAAAAAUGUCCUGUUUAAGGAAAAUAGCUCAUAGUUGCAUGUCCUUAUGACCUGGAUGGUUAUAGUCCAAAAGUCCAGCUCAUUGUCGGAUAAUCAUGUAAGAAAAAAUACUUAAGCUGUAAGAUAGAUUUUUGUAAAAACAAUUCUGGUAUCUAAUCUUUCUCUCGUAGGAGGACAUAAUGUUGCAGCUCUGAAGGAAGGACCUAAAAGAAUUUGUAGGUCAGUACCUUGUUGUCGCUGCAAGUGCCCUGCAAAAUUGAUCUUACAAGCGUAUCUAAUUUCUUUUAAUUGGAACGAACUUAGGCAUAACUAGGAGUCUUAACAUCAGUCUUUGGUUAGUCUAAAGCUCAUUGAGUUCCCUAAGCAAUUGAACUCCUAAAUAAGGUCCUAGCUAGCGUAUUAUAUGUAUCACUUGCAUUGUUGUUUUAGGUUCUUGUAACCCAAGAAAUGGGAUUAGUUGCAGACUUGAUGGAGGCAAAUAUCUUGUUUUACCUUAACUGCAAGAGAUUUUUUUUUUUCUUUUUAAUGUGCACUGGCAAUUUCGACCACUAAGGUUCUAGAGCUUUGCGAUCUCUUUUUGUUUGAUCAAGAUGCUUACAAGUCUUGGUGUCAACCCAACCUAGAAAGAGAAAAAAACUCCUGCUCCAGUUAAGGUUAGAAGUUUUGGUUUCUCUGUAGCUUAUGUCCUUCAGGCAUGAAGGAAGAUCGAUGAAGAGCUUCGUCCAGAAAAUCAGGCCCAGCUCCAAAGGAAGGACGUGAUGCAGAAAUCCGUCUCUUUUAUUAUGUGAUUGGGAUGAUAAACAAAAUCGGUUCCUUGAAGUAUCUGAUUGGAUUUAGAGUUGAUCAAUCUAAUUAUCUCAUCUUCCAAGUAUCAUAACAGAAAACUGUGUAAAAAAUGUGAAGUCAUCUGGUAAGUGUUCCAUAUUCUGAAUUUCCAAUAGAAUUACCAAAUGCAAAAUGAAAGAUUGAUGUUCACAUGUCCAGGUAUAGUUGAAGCACAAAAAAAUGAACCAAUAUGUGGAGUUUAUCAUAAUAUUCUGAUGAAAGUAAUUCAUGAAAAAUAGUUUAUAGUUCAUGACAAAUAGCUCAAAAUUCAUCUUGUCAUUUUUUUUCAUUAAUCAUUGUUUCCAUAGCUUUGCUCUGAUCUGACUUCGAAUUUUAGCUUUAGUUUAUUACAAUUUUUUUGUAAUUUCCCUUAUUUUGGGUCAUCUGCUGUAUUUCUUUUUCUGUUUCUCAUGUCUCUGUCUAUGUUUUUACAAACGAAGGAACAUCUUCAUGUGCAUUUUCCAUGUCUCUCUGUAUGUUUUUAAAAAUAAAGAAAAAUGUUCAUGUACUUAUCUGAAUUCAGCAUGAUAGUAUGUGUGUGUGUGUGUGUUUGUGGAAUGGGUUCAACCAGUCCCAUUUGAGUGUUUUCCGACCCUAUUUUAUCUCACUCUCACCUACUCUUUCUCUUUCCCCUUCUUCUUUCCAUUUUCUUUUACAAGCAUCCUUUCUACCAUAGCUGAUUGUGGGGAGGGAAAGGGACUUGAAAAUCCCCAUUUUAGAACUGGUUUUACUCAUUAUAUGUUAUACAUAUUGUACAUUCUUAAUCUGGGACAAUUUUGGUGCGACUUGUGAAUUUCUUGCAAAGAGAGCAUUAUAUUAGCUGGAUUGCUGUUUCUUGUAUCAUGUGCUAUUUGAUGUUUGAAAAUUUAUUGAAUUUGUCUUAUUGAGGAAUUAACUAUGUUUUCCUAGAAACUGUCUAAUAAAUGACUCUAUGGAAAAGGUCAAAAUUUCAAUACUCGGGUGUGCUUUUUGUUAUAUAAUAUAUUCCCGGUUUGCUGCUGAAGAAAAAUCAAGUGCUCAUUUGAAGAAAAUUUUACAUUAGCAUCGUAAAGGUUCUGGGCACAUUAUGUUAGUAGCGUUCUUACUCAAAUGCCUUUCCAGGCGUUUCUGUCUUGUGUCAUAAGAGGCUUGAUAUUAACCACCUUUACAACUUGCACCGAACAGAUUCUACGAUGAUGAAAAUUUUGAUGAAUUCUGCUCAUGCUUUGUUUUCAAAGUCAAAUGUUGAUCUGCACUAGGCUUUAUUGUUGGUUCUCAAUGUGAGAGGUUUGUGGUGGUUUAUCACCUUCAAAAAGCUUGGAUUGGACUUCAGUUUUGCAGCCUCCUAAAGAAAUACUGCCGUUCUGCCGAUCACAGGAUCUGUGCCAACAUUUGAGGACUGGUAUGUAUAUGACAGUUUGGCAGCAUUACAAGAAGUCAUCCCAAUCAUUUUUUCUAGUUUUAUGUUUGCUUUUGGUUCAUUUCUAUUGAAAUGUAUGAAUGUAUUCGCGUUGUGUAUAGAGAGCUCAAUAAGGUGACCUUUUUCACCAAUCAAAAUUUUCAUAGAUUUCCUAUCUCUGUACAGAUUUUGGAAGAAAAAGGUUCCGCAUAAAACAUUUUAUGUCUACCUUUAUUUCAGUCAUAAUUGGGGUAAAAUGAAGUUAGAUAAUCAUUAUAUAAAGUACUCGGAGCUGUCUAGUAAUUUGUUAAAUCAACGUCUGCUCAAUUCCAAGCUGAUAGGCAGCACGACAGCAGAAGUUAGUUUUGAGUUUAGGCUCAAAGCUGGAUCUGGGGAGUUACAGUAUCAAUUUUGAUUCUUGCUGUAGACAAGAACAGUCUACUCCAUCAAAAUAUAGUAAUGAUGUUCAGAAGUGCAUUUUUCUAAUGUCCCUGAACUCUGUCUCCGCUCCUGGCUUGGCAUGAUUCAUCUGCAUUUUUCCCACCUUAGUUGGAUAAUGUACCAACUUGGUAUUAUUUA
This is a messenger RNA of Nymphaea colorata (pocket water lily), 3837 nucleotides long. RefSeq lists its product as uncharacterized. The coding region runs from base 67 to 693 and encodes 208 amino acids. The transcript is spliced from 2 exons. Lineage: Eukaryota; Viridiplantae; Streptophyta; Magnoliopsida; Nymphaeales; Nymphaeaceae. The record is from RefSeq and is a predicted model, not a curated record.